This is a messenger RNA of Talaromyces rugulosus, 2169 nucleotides long. RefSeq lists its product as uncharacterized. The coding region runs from base 1 to 2169 and encodes 722 amino acids. NCBI's taxonomy places the organism in Eukaryota, Fungi, Ascomycota, Eurotiomycetes, Eurotiales, Trichocomaceae. Gene Ontology annotation, biological process: transmembrane transport. Gene Ontology annotation, molecular function: transmembrane transporter activity. The transcript has 7 exons. The record is from RefSeq and is a predicted model, not a curated record.
AUGGUCCCUUCAGAAAAGGAAAUGGAGCUGUCCGAAACGGCCGAUUUUGUCUACCCAUCGGGAUUCAGACUCGCGCUGUUAAUGAUCUCCAUUUUUAUUUCUAUGUUUUUAGUUGCCUUGGACAAACUUAUCAUCUCAACUGCCACGCCAGCGAUCACCAACGAGUUUCACGCAGCAAACGAUAUAGGAUGGUAUGGAACAGCAUACCUACUUACCAACUGCGCCUUUUUAUUGGUAUUUGGGAAAUUAUAUACCAUCCUAAGCGUGAAAGCCACUUUCAUGACAGCCGUUGUGCUCUUUGAGAUAGGCUCUGCUGUCUGUGGAGCAGCACCAAACUCAGUCGCCUUCAUUAUUGGAAGGGCCAUUGCUGGGCUGGGAGCCGGUGGGGUUCAAUCAGGCGUCCUUGUUGUGAUAGUCUACGCCGUUCCGUUGCAGAAACGACCUCAGUACCAGGGUAUGCUUGGUGCGAUAUAUGGAGUUGCGUCAGUAAUCGGACCUCUGAUUGGCGGCGCCUUCACUACAAAUAUCACCUGGAGAUGGUGUUUUUACAUCAAUCUCCCUCUAGGAGGCGUGGUCUUAGUAUUUGUCUUCUUUUUACUACGCAUACCAACACCCUCAAGCCAAAGUACUAUCAAAUAUAAGCUACAACAGCUCAACUUUGAAGGCUUAUUUGCCCUUCUGCCAGGAGUAAUAUGUCUAUGUCUGGCUUUGCAAUGGGGUGGUUUUACAUACAGUUGGAGUGACGGCCGUAUUGUCGCGUUACUUGUUCUAGCUUUUGUGCUGUUGAUCGCAUUUGUCUUGAUUCAGGUCUGGAAGCCUAAACAAGCUACAGUACCUCCGCGUAUUUUCAUUCAGCGCAGUGUUGCCAGUGGCUUUUGGGCUAGCUGUUGUGUCGGAGCCCAUCAAACACUGUUGAUAUACUUCCUUCCAAUCUGGUUCCAGGUCAUUAAAGGUGACUCGGCUGUGGAAAGCGGCAUCCAUCUCUUGCCAAUGGUGGUUGCGCUCGUAGUUUCAUCGAUUGUAUCCGGAGUCCUUACAUCUCGCAUUGGCUAUUACACGCCAUUCUUGAUUUUUGGAAUUUGUAUCGCAGCUGUCGGAGCGGGUGUACUGACUACCCUCCAGGUCAAUACAUCAGUGGGAAAAUGGAUAGGUUACCAGAUUGUCUAUGGCUUUGGCCUCGGUUCUUGCUUCCAGGCACCUAGUAUGGCUGCACAGACCGUCCUCCCUCGCAACGAAGUGUCUGUCGGAGCCUCGCUCAUGCUUUUUGCUCAAACACUCUUUGGUGCAAUCUUCGUCUCGGUUGGACAGAACGUUGUUGACGGACAGCUUUCUAAGCGACUCGCACGCAUAUUGAGUAUCACCCCUCAGCAAAUUGCGAGUGCUGGGGCCAGUGGACUUUUCAAAGAAAUACCACCUCAGUAUUAUGAUGCGGCAAAGGUGGCAUACAAUGAUUCGCUCGGUCGUCUUCUCAUGGAGUCAGAAACAAUACUCGUUCUAGGCGCAACAGGCGCCUCCGGUCUUGCGUUUGUUGAAGAGGCGCUUGCACUACCCAAUCCACCCAACUUGGUGUUAUAUGUUCGAACUCCCUCAAAGAUUUCGGAACGAGUUUCAAGCCAUCCAAAAGUAUCCAUUGUUACUGGAUCUCUUUCAGACUACAGCACGCUUGAUUCUACUCUAAAGUCUCAUCAUGUCACGACUGUUGUGUCUUUUCUUGGCGCAUAUGUGUCUAUCCCCGCCAUGAUAACACGUGCUACGGACACGCCCAUUGCCAAUAGUUUUCCAGAAAUUAUAAAAGCCAUGAAAAAUAAUGGUGUUCGCCGCUUACUGGCCUUGUCAACUCCUUCAUACUGGGUAGAUGGGAAAGAUGUCGGAACCUGGAAACUCUCUCUUUACUCCAUACUUCCGAAAGUUGUGGUUCCCCAGGGGAAUGCCGAGAUGGUUAAAAUUGCAGAAACGGUGAAUGAGUUGGGCGAGGAUCUAGAUUGGACAAUUUUUCGGAUUCCGCACCUAACAGAUGGUCCUGGAGAUAUCCCUGUUUGGGCCGCGUAUGCUGGGCCAGACCAUAAAGGUAGUCUCGACCUUUCCCGGAGAAGCAUGGGACGCUGGCUUAUGGGAGAGAUAGUAGAGGGGAGGUGGAUUAACGAGGCGCCAUUUCUGGGAAAUUACUAA